This is a messenger RNA of Carlito syrichta (Philippine tarsier), 984 nucleotides long. It is a transcript of the gene PRSS38, whose product is annotated as protease, serine 38. Gene Ontology annotation, molecular function: serine-type endopeptidase activity. Lineage: Eukaryota; Metazoa; Chordata; Mammalia; Primates; Tarsiidae. The record is from RefSeq and is a predicted model, not a curated record. Bases 1 to 984 code for a protein of 327 amino acids. The transcript is spliced from 5 exons. Gene Ontology annotation, biological process: proteolysis.
AUGUCCGCCCCUAGGUCCUCCGUGGGCCGGUUGCGGCCCUGCGCCCUGGGCCUUCAGCUGCUGCUUCUGCUGGGCACCCUUUUGGACAUCGCUGCGGUCCGCGGACGCCCCAGAAGUCAGGCAAUCUCUCUGAGUGACUCCGUGGCCUGUGGCCGGCGUGGCCUGGAAGGGAAGGUCAUGGGCGGUUCCCCUGCCCCUGAGGCGAUGUGGCCAUGGCAGGUCAGCGUGCACUACGCAGGCUACCACGUGUGCGGCGGCUCCAUCCUCAAUGAAUACUGGGUGCUGUCGGCCGCGCACUGCUUCGGCCGGGACAAGAUCAUCCAUCUCUAUGAUGUGUACGUGGGGCUCGUGGACCUCGAGGUAGCUGGCAACUACACCCAGUGGUACGAGGUGCACAGGGUGAUCCUGCACCCCAGGUACAAGAAGUACCACCCCGUCGGAAACGAUGUGGCCCUGAUACUGCUGAAGUCUCGCAUUGUGUUUUCCGAUUUUGUGCGCCCGGUCUGCUUGGCACCUCCGGAUGUGAAUCUCAGCAACAACGUUCCUUGCUGGGCUACGGGUUGGGGACUUGUCUCACCAACAGGCGAGACCUCGAACAAGCUGCAGGAGGCCCAGCUCCCACUGAUCCCAGUGUCCUUAUGCUAUCUGUUCUUUGGAUCUGUGUCCUACAUCACGCCGGAGAUGCUGUGCGCUGGGGACAUCCUGAAAAUGAAGACUGUGUGUGAGGGCGACUCUGGGGGCCCGCUGGUCUGUGAAUUCAACCAUGUCUGGGUGCAGAUUGGAAUCUCGAGCUGGGGCCGUGGGUGUGCCUACCCCGGCUACCCUGCAGUGUUUGCCCGAGUUUCCCAUUUCUCAGAAUGGAUUCUUCUUAACACAAAAACCACACCCAUACCCUCUCAGCCAACCCCUCUCGCCCUCUCCCCGGCUCUGCAGGCCACCCUCAGUGUCCUUGUGGCCACACUGGCUGGCCCCUCAGUGCUGUGA